Cygnus atratus (black swan) is the source of this 4911-nucleotide messenger RNA. RefSeq names its product 16 kDa beta-galactoside-binding lectin. The record is from RefSeq and is a predicted model, not a curated record. Lineage: Eukaryota; Metazoa; Chordata; Aves; Anseriformes; Anatidae. The transcript has 6 exons. Gene Ontology annotation, molecular function: carbohydrate binding; laminin binding. The coding region runs from base 128 to 610 and encodes 160 amino acids.
CGCCCCCCCCCAUCAUGUGAUGGUCCUGCCCGAGUGAUUUAAGCUGCUGGAGCCGAGUGCUGAGUCAUGCUGGGCUGUGGAGCAGGGGCUCGGGGGUGUCCUGCCUGGUGGGGCUGGGAUCUGCAGCAUGGAGCAAGGACUGGUUGUUACUCAGCUGGAUGUCGAGCCUGGAGAGUGCAUCAAGGUCAAAGGGAAGAUCCUGUCUGAUGCCAAAGGGUUUGCUGUGAAUGUGGGGAAGGACAGCGGCACCCUCGUGCUGCACUUCAACCCUCGCUUCGACUGCCACGGGGAUGUCAACACUGUCGUGUGCAACUCGAAGGAGGACGGCAUGUGGGGCGAGGAGGACAGGAAGGCUGACUUCCCCUUCCAGCACGGUGACAAGAUUGAGAUCUGUAUCUCCUUCGAUGCAACAGAGGUAAAGGUGAAGCUGCCUGAAGCGGAGUUUGAGUUUCCCAAUCGGCUGGGCAUGGAGAAAAUUCAAUACCUGGCUGUGGAGGGUCCCUCAGAAAUUGGCUGGAAAUUGAAGGAUUUACCUCAAGCUAGAGAAGCAAGACUGCAUGCUUCACUCCGUGCCAGGCAUCAAUUGCAGCCAGUUGAACGGGCCAGGUAGCUGUUGCAGGAUCCUUUGACUGUCGAUAGUCUGAAGAGAAAGAAAGAGAAUUCUCCAGAGACCAAUUUGGAGAAGGCACCUGACCCAGGUAUUCUGAACCGACUUUGGGAAGAGUCUCUUCCACCUUCAUCUACAGAGGCUGGCAAACUCACGCAGCACCACCGUCCCCACAGCAGGGGAGAAAGUGGAGUAUUCCAUUUCAGUAUCCCAAUUUGAUGUUUCAUUUAUAAAAAUAGUGCUCCUUUUUAGCUAAAAUGCCCAUCUGCUGAGAACCACUGUCUGUUGCAAGAUGUGUUUUGAAUAAUUUGCUUUGAAUAUGCUAUAAUGCUCAGCCUGUGCUGCAGCUGAAAGGGGAAAUACCCCAGAUCUGAGAUAAGUGAGACAUUGCAUUUUAGGGAAGGGCUACCAAAGAAAAUCACACUCUGUAUCUAGCUUGCAGGUUUUUGCCACUGCAGCCACAUAGUUACGGGUUCAGAUGUGGAAAUCUCACAUAGCUAGACCCCAAAUUCAGAUUUGUUUCAGUAAGCAUAUAAGGACUAGACGAUAUUCCUGUCCCAUGAAAUUAUGCCAUCAUUCUGUGAAAUGAGUUUCCAUUAUGCUACAGUUUUAAGAACACAAGAGAAAAACAAAGUAGGAUAAGGAGCAAUGAAUAGGUCUCCCUUUUUUGCUAAAGGCACUUUGAAAUAAAUCUACUAGGAAAUAAAUCUACUGGCUUGGCCAAUGAUUGGUUACCUUCAAAUACAUGUCAAGAUGUGCUUCUGCCAAACUCAGCAAAUCCUGCAGUUUGAGGAGCAUUUUUUGAAAAAAAGUUGUGCAAAGGCUGUUUCCCUAAUGAUAAAGAAAUAUAGGCUUUAAUUCAUUUUUCACCUGAAGAUCUCAGCUAUUACAAAAACAUAAAUUACUAUCACUUGCCUCAUUAACUCAUGCUUGUGUGUACAGUGGGAGCACACGUAGGACUUUCUUAGCAGGAAUCCCCAAACUUGGUGGACUGCAGAGCCAUGCCAAACAUCUGAAUUUCUUGCAAACCACCAUGAACCCUUAACCUCAAAAUUUUUAGCUGGAAACCCUACAAAAGAAACAGUUUUACACACUAUUUAGUAAAGCCUUAUAUACCACCACCGCAAGGCUGGCCGACUGCCCACCACUUGGAAACACUUGACUUGCAGCGUAAUGCCAGCACACUGAGUGAAAAUUGGUGUCACUGCCUGCAGUACACGUGGGCGAGGGUGGCUGGACUUUGCAGCCCACGCAGCCCAGUGUGCUGCCUCUGAAAUGGGUGCUGAUUUCUGCUGCACACAGGCAGACCCUGCUUAGCUGGGAGGCUCUUCCUAGCCUGAGGGUAGACUGCAGGGCUUUCUUUCUCAGGAAACAGUAAGUGGAAAAGGCAAUGUUGCCCAGUUCCAAAUGAUUCGCAAAAGCCUACCAAUCUGCCAAGUUUUUUUGAUUGGUUUCGGUAUGUGUAAGAUGAAAAGGUAGCUUAAAAAAAAUCUAAAUGAGGACAACUUUCAAAUAACUAAAAGAACUGUGGAAGGUUUUUGUUUGUUUGUUUGUUUGUUUUUAGAAUAAAUUAAAUGUUUUGAUUGGCUGGAAACAGCUCCCCCCAGUUUUCCUGAAAACAUCCCAAAGAAUUAUUCUUGAGUUACCUCCAAAAUACUUUUUCUUCCAAUUUUUUGAUUCCGCUAUUAAGGCAUAAAAAUGAGUUCUCCUGCUUAGGGUUCUCAUGAAAUGCUGUAUAAACCUGAAUAGCAUUUCAAGCUCAGUAGUAGUGAAUAAAAUGUUUGCUGUCACGUCACCUGCUGCUUCAAAAAGCAUUAAAACAUCAAGUAGGUUUUAUUUUGGGUAUUGGAGAAUUGAUGCUUGAUAUGACAAAAGGACGCUGGUAUUUUUUUUCAGCCUGCCAAGCUGCCUGUGGAAGAGCUACGUGAGCUAUUCAAAAAAACAAGUGGGGAUUUAAAACUAGCACUGAAAGCAAUAACUGUUGUAAUAUUCAGUCAUGUUCUGGGCAUGAAAUUCAAAAUGAAUGAUCUUAAAAACCACAUGACUAAAAUCUCUGCUCUGGUCCUGGUGGCAAGAUAGUAUGCAAUGAACAAUGCAACCCCCUGGAGAAAGGUUGAAACUUGAAUUGCUUCCACAGCUGGAAAUCUCUGCAAGGUUAGAAGAGAGAUGACCCAAGUCUGGCUCAUCAAUUGCAAUGGUGAUCUGUUCAGGCAGCUCCUAGCCAUUUCGUUUAAAUGGCAAUGCAGCUCAGUAGAGAGGACAGCAAUGUCCCAGACAGAAAAAGGGAGUUUGCCCCAAUCUGCUUUGCUGUGUGCAGACUGGCAACAAUCAUCUAGCACUUGGUAAAUUGAUACAGCAAAGUUCAGUUGGGCACAUUUAGUUAUUGCAGGUUGGACUGACUAGGAAUAUAGUCCUUAUGAUAGGAUUUCAAGUUAAUGCCUCUUCUGGCUUGUAAAUCAAUUUCUGAUGAAGUAGGUUCAGUAUCUCAAAUGAGAUACUAGUCUAUGAAAAAAGUCCUACUGCACAUCAUCCCUUCACAAAAACAGGCCUGUAAAUAAUGUCAUUAGAGAUCCCUUUCUCAUCUCACAGAAAUGCAAACAGGCUGCAACAGUAACACAGAUCAUGAGUUUGAUUAUUUAAAACAGACUCCUCCCAAACCUCCACAGUGAGUAAAGAGCAAGACUCAUUACUUCAUGCUAACCUGGACUCCUGUGAUGCACGUUUUCUUAAGAGCAUGUUUAAACUCUAGAAUCAUUGGAUCAAAAGAUCCUGAAGAGGAAAGAUUGUAUUUUCCUGGUCAAAAUGUCUUUCAUAAGGACACUUACUGGUAUAUUCAGCAUGUGUUGAAACAGGUUGAAGCUUCUUCUGGUAGCCCUUUAUUAUAUUAAAAAACAACAACAACAAAACCACGAAGAGAUGUUCCAGGCUAAUGCAUGACUAUCUUUGGGGUUCCCUCUUUUUGUUAAUGUUUUCACAAAGUACAAAAUUAAAUGUCUUUUCUACAUACAGAACAAAGUAGAAUCAAGUAACUGAUUAGAGUAUGUACAAAAACUUACACGUUGUCUUGUUCUUUAAAAAAUAUAAAUAUCAUUAAUGUUCAGUAGAAUGGGCUGGUUUUAUUUUUAAGGCUUCAUUCUUUUAGAUCCUUCAUUAUUUAAUGAGGUGCCAGGUAGGCAGGAAAGGGAGGAAAGAAAACAGGUGAUGUUUUUUAUUAAAGGUAACAUGUUUAUUUCUCAUGAGAAUUCCUCUUCUCUGGCAGGAGGAGAUAUAGUUUAGGAGGAGAUACAGUUUAGUUCCCUCCAGACUGAUUUAAGUUUCCAGGAAGCAGUGCUGGAAGGAAAGGAAAAUAAAACCUUUAUUAUUGCUAUUUUUUCCUUCAUUGAAAUCCUGUUUUAAACCUGUCUCUGUUCACUGUCACUGUAGAGAACCAUCUCCAAAGUACUUGGAUUAAAUAGACUCAAGCAGAAAGACUUUUCCCAGGACCACAUGGGAAAGGUUAGAGUGAGGAUGAGACCACUGGAAGCGUUUUACCACCGACCCCGGCGGAGGUAGCAAGUGCUGCAGCUAGGGCAGCUGCUGCCGUUGCAUCCCUGGGUGUGAAGUCUGUGGGGAGGCUUUCCAUCAGGCACUUGAGCUGUUCCUGACCCAGUUUGAUUUUAUCGUCUAGCUCUCGCUGCUCUAUGAGGAGUGCGGACUUCAUCUUUACAAAGUGCUGGUAGUCCUGGAGCUGCUCCUCAGAGAGGUAGUUGCCCAGGAUCUCCAAGACCACCCGUUCUCGACGGUCAAGGUUUUCCUUCAGUUCCCGGGCGUCUUCGUGCUGGCCAGCCAGCAGUUUCCUCUUCUCGUUCAGAGAACUCUGCACAUACCAGAGAGAGCGAUUCAGUAUCAGCAGCACCAAACUCAUUUAUCUCCCCUCUCCUUCCCCCCAGUACUGUGUUUGCCCCCUUUAGGGGAGGAACGAUGGCUGCUAAGCUCCGGGACACAGAGUCAGGAGCCUCUGGAAGGAGGAUGGAUGAAUGGGAAUCCCGCUGAACAGGACUGCAACUGCUCUAGUCAGUGUGGGGCAGAAAGGACCCCAAGAACGUCAAUAAAACUUGCUCAAAAGCAGCAACUACCAGGAAAACCUGGCUUUGUCUUUUACAGCCACCCAAAGAAUGUUAAAAUGUGGCUGCGACUGAGGUAAAAGGCAGUGGGUUGUUCCACAAUACAAACCACUACACAGUCCCUCCUCCACACAGACAUGCUCUGCCAAACACAGCCACUGUUUCGAGGUAAAAGCCAUAGGAUCUGACAUACUUGUACAA